ACCAAACCAUAGUGCUCUGUUCUGUUCUGUUCUGUUCUCAUUCUCUCUAUAUAAAUCAACAACACCUCAAUAACACAAAACAACAUCCUCUUUCUUCUCCAAAAACCUCAAAAUCUCAGAGAAUUUGUAACUUGUUUGUUCCAAUGAGUAUGUUAGGUCUUAGAGACCUAGUUCUCAUAGCUCCAUCACCUUCUUCUCUUCAACAUCAUCAUCAACAAAAUCAAAAUCAAAACCAAAACCAAAACCAACCCAUUUCACAUGAUCACAAUUCAAACCACUCUUUACCUUCAUCAGCUUCAUUAAGUGUUGGUUUUGGCAUUUUUCCACUUCUCACUGCUACACCUUGCAUGCCACAACAACAAUCUCAAAACAAUGAAGUUCAAGAAAAUCCUAGUAACAAUAACAAUUUUUGGAAUCUUAGGAUGUGUCCUGAAGUAGUGAAUCUUCCAAAAAAAGGAGUGAUCACUGAAGAAGAGAAUCAUGGAAAAAUUGCUAUGAUGGAGAGUGAAGAAAAUGGUGUGUAUGGUUCUGAGUAUAGAGUGUGUCAAGAUUGUGGUAAUAGGGCUAAGAAAGAUUGUGUGUUUAGAAGAUGUAGGACUUGUUGUAAGGGACGUGGUUAUGAUUGUAGUACUCAUUUGAAGAGUACUUGGAUUCCUUCGACACGUCGUCGAGAACGGGAGGUGGAGAUGUUUGCCGGUGGUGGUGAUGGUGAGGGUUGUUCUGGUGUUAAGAGACAAAAAGGUUUAUUAGGGUCAUCACAAAAUGCUGCUGCUACUUCUCAUAGCUCUAACUCUAAUGGUACUACACCAAAGAGUUUUGCUACUAGCUCCUGUCACCAAGAUGCAGGUUUCAAAGAGGGUUUACCAGGUCAUGUUAAUGCACCAGCUGUAUUCAGGUGCCAUAGAGUAACUGCUAUUGGCAAUGGUGAAGAUGAAUUUGCUUACUUGGCCACAGUUCAUAUUAGUGGCCAUGUUUUCAAAGGGUUUCUCUAUGAUCAUGGUGUUGAUGGGAAAAAUCCAAUGCCUUGUGUUUCAGAACUUCAAUUGGGAAAUAAUUGUAGUGGAAAAAAUGGUGAAUGUUCUUCUGCAAUUGGUGUUCCCAACAAUAAUGCUUACCCUGCUUCUGCUAGCUAGCCAUGAAGAUUGAUUAUCAGGUGAUGGAUCCAAUUUCAUGAACCAGCAAAGAAUGGACGUUUUAUGAUGCCGUUUUGUUGAGAAAACUAACCAUAUUCCACUUUAAUUCUGUAAAUUAAUCCUCCUAGUUCCAAAUUGCUUACAUGCAGACCUAAAGUUUAAUGGUCCCUUUGUUAAAUUUCUUGCACUAGAUUAGGGACAUUAAUGUUGCAAAGAUUUUAUAUCGAAUGUUUAACUUAAGUUUUUAACUAAAGAGGGACAUUUUAUGGUCUUAA
Messenger RNA from Medicago truncatula (barrel medic), 1408 nucleotides. Its product is annotated as protein LATERAL ROOT PRIMORDIUM 1. Bases 144 to 1133 code for a protein of 329 amino acids. Gene Ontology annotation, molecular function: DNA-binding transcription factor activity; DNA binding. The transcript is spliced from 3 exons. Gene Ontology annotation, biological process: positive regulation of DNA-templated transcription. The record is from RefSeq and is a predicted model, not a curated record. Lineage: Eukaryota; Viridiplantae; Streptophyta; Magnoliopsida; Fabales; Fabaceae. Gene Ontology annotation, cellular component: nucleus.